Siniperca chuatsi (mandarin fish) is the source of this 2547-nucleotide messenger RNA. RefSeq names its product PRELI domain containing 1b (gene prelid1b). Gene Ontology annotation, cellular component: mitochondrial intermembrane space. NCBI's taxonomy places the organism in Eukaryota, Metazoa, Chordata, Actinopteri, Centrarchiformes, Sinipercidae. The transcript is spliced from 6 exons. The coding region runs from base 687 to 1319 and encodes 210 amino acids. Gene Ontology annotation, molecular function: phosphatidic acid transfer activity. The record is from RefSeq and is a predicted model, not a curated record. Gene Ontology annotation, biological process: phospholipid transport.
GAGGAGGAAGAAGAAGAAGAAGAAGACGAAGAAGCAGCAGCAGCGUUGUAAACAGUCCGACUCCGACGCAUCUGUUGGUCUCAUGUACUGAAGGAUAGGAUAGUGGAUGUAAUUAACUAUCGUUAGUUAAUUUGUGGGUUAGAGGCACAACAAGCAGUUACUCUGCGGAUAUUUAUUAGCAUAGUAUUUCAUUAGUAGUGACGUCAGGUAAGACUUGUUUCCUGAUACGUAGUUACUCUCCACUUUGCGUUAAGACUAGCUAAAUUUAAUUAACCCACGUUGAGUUAAUAGUUAUGGUAAGCUAGCUAGCUCUCAAAUAUUUUAUACAGUCAUGAUUGAGCUGUAAAAUAAACAAUGUACCGGUUGUCAUCCAAUCGCCGUGUUACCGUUAGAUGCCAAACUGAGUAAUUUUCGUCUGUUUUAAGAAGCUAGGUAGCUGUUUGCUGUCCAAGGAACUUUUAACAUAUUGUUAGCAGUGACAUUAGCCACCAGACCGAGCUAAGAACAAGCCAUAGGCUCAGCUAUAGCGCAAUGUAAAGCCAUAAGUCAAGGUGACAUGUGUACAGAUUACGACUGUGCCAGACUUUGGAUGGAGUCAGCACCCAAGUUUUUAUUGUCUUGUGUAGUCGCAGCAAGGGACCUCAGGGUUCGGGAUUCAGGCCAUCCUCUACAUCAGCGAGAGAAGAAUGGUCAAAUAUUUCUGUAAUAACAUAGACAUCAGGAGUACGUGGGACCAUGUUGUCUCUGCAUUUUGGCAGAGGUACCCUAACCCAUUCAGCACCCAUGUUCUCACAGAGGACGUUGUGUACCGGGAGGUGACUGCAGACCAUCGGCUCCUCUCUAGACGCCUCUUGAUGAAGACCAAUCGGCUGCCUCGCUGGGCAGAGCGGCUGUUCCCCGCCGGCAUGUCUCGCUGUGUGUACAUCAUCGAGGACUCGAUCGUGGACCCUGUCAAUAGGAGUCUUACCACCUACACCUGGAACCUCAACCACACAACUCUCAUGUCGGUUGAAGAGCGUUGUGUUUUCCAAGACUCCGUGGAGCAGCCAGCCACCACCCAGCUGAAACGGGAAGCGUGGAUAUCCUCAAAUGUUUAUGGCUUCUCCAGACCUGUUCAGGAGUUUGGAUUGGCCCGCUUCAAGAGCAACCAGGUGAAGGCCAUGAAAGGGCUGGAAUACGCACUGUCCAACCUACAGGGAGAGACGCCCCAGCGGCUGCUCAGGGACACAAUGAAGGAUGCAUCAGAGAAGGCCAAGGAGGCAGCCAAGAGCCUGGCUUCAGCUGCUGCUGUCCCACAGAAACCCCAGCAGUACGUCUGACAGGACAGUGUGUGAAGUACUGUCCAGGUGACAUGAGCUCAACACAAUGCCUUUUUGAUCAUCUUGACUAGACUGAAAUUUUCUGGGAUCUUGCCGAUCGCUGUUUAUUCUCUUAAUACUGCAAUCUGUGUUUGUCAGAUUAGCUCUCUUCUCUACGCUUAAACUUUUGUCUUUUUCUUUCUCUGUUCUCAGCUUUCCGUCUUUUCUCUCAGCUUUCAUUAAAUCUCAGGGCCUGAGCCUAUGUAAGAAACAUAUUGCCUUUGUGAAAACCAGAAGCACCCUUUUAAUGCUGUAACUACGCCAGGUGCAAAUGCACAUUUUCGUGUCUUGCAAUAUAUUUAAUUUAUCUAUCUAUUUUAUUUUAGUAAGCAUAUUUUCAUGCAAAAUUAUGGUCAAACUUGUUUUUAACAGAAUGGCACUUUCGCUUGCAAUCAUCAGCAAUUCAAGUGAUAUAUUACUAGGCUUUAGGUAUUGGUCCAGCCUCAAGUUCACAUUAGACCAAAUCAUAAUACUGUGACGGUGUAGUUUUAAUUUCACUUAAGCAAAGAAGGACGAGGAUUAUAAUUUAAUGGUUUAAUGUGCAUGUAUUUAUUUAGUUAUCCUCAUGAUUUCUUCCUUGUUUAACAUUUUCUGGGUUUGCGACUGUACUAAACUUCUCACUUUGAAACACAUCAGCACACAGUAUGUGUUACUAGUGUCAGCACACAAUCUAUAUAUAUUGCACAUAAAUAGAAAAUUAAGUAUAAACGCAACUGGUUAGUCACUGGCAGCACAGCCUGUACUGAAGUGUUGAUAAUCACAAGAUACCAAAGUGACUUGUAUCAGUUUUCACAACUUUGUGCUCAAUUUUACUUAAUUUUUUCAGUCUGCCUGUUGAUAUGAAGCUAAUAUUAUUGUAACAUUUCAGUGAUUGCAUUCCCUUUUUAGAUGGAAUUGUCUGGAUUUUUCUGCUGCAAGACUUGAAUUAGAGUUCAAAAAUAAGUUAUGUAAUGUAUUUAUGAAGAAUUAUUUAGCAUUAAGCAUUUGUAAUAUGGGGUGUAUAUAUAGAUUUAUUUCAACCAGGUAGUAGUAAGAUUCCACUGGACCUUUUUAAUUGAAGAGUUGAACAUGUUUGCCACUCAUUCAAAAACAUGUUCAACCAACCCUGCAAGUUAAAGUCCAGUGUUUGUUGUCUUGUGUUUUCUCAUUGUCAAAUCGAGCAGUAAUAAAAUUUGUUAUUAUAAAGUUA